GGUGGGGGAUCCUUUCCCUUCUGUCCCCCUCCCUCUCUCCCCUCCCCAUCCAAUUUCGAUGUUAAUACCUCAUCUUUGUGUGCGCAGACCUCUGCUGUGAGCAGUUACGGCUAAUUUUUCCUGCUUGGGCCAGUGGACUGGGAGGCGCACGGCUGCUGUUAGCUCCUUCAGGGCACCGCGCAGUGGAGCGUCAAGCUUUUAAUUGAGGUGUAAGUGUAUCGGCACAAGGGAGAGGCCAGCCGUGGUCGGAGCCGGGCUGGGGGUUGGCACGCCGCUCACCCAGCUUUUCAGGAGAAGGGAAGAGCUCUUUUGCAUGCAGGAGCGUGUUGGCAAAUGCCAAGAAGUAGCCAGCUCUGGAGGGACGCCAGCACUGUCGCGAUGCUUUUAGGUCCGGCCAGCCACAAUAGCUCCCUCUUAACUUCGUUUCCCAUCCCAGGACGGUCCCUCCACUCGCAACUGGACAUCAAGCACCUUCUGACCUUUCGCUUCAAUGGAACAUCCCCUCUCAACCUCUUCCCCAACUUCAACACGAUGGAUCCUGUGCAGAAAGCAGUGAUCAACCAUACAUUUGGCGUACCCAAUCCACUCAAGAAGAAGCAGUUCAUCUCUUGCAAUAUUUGCCAUCUCAGAUUCAACUCUGCGAAUCAAGCUGAGGCGCAUUACAGAGGCCACAAACAUGCCCGGCGGCUCAAAGCUGUGGAAGGAGCCAAAACCAAGCAGAAGGUGUCUGAGAGCCACAGUAGUGGUCAAGAAAAAACAGCUGACUUGGAUGCCACGCUGGACCUCGCUGGAGACACCACCAGCCACUCAGCGCAACCCAAUGGUCUGCUGGGACCGAAGCAGCCGACGGAGGAGCAGUACAGCCUGGCGCUGAUGUCUCCUGUAGAGAAGUCUCCUGCCGAGCUGAUGAGUGGUGUCCUACCCCUAGUCUCCCCACCCAUUUCAGAGCCCUCAGAGGGAGCCCCGGACACUGUGAGCGUGGCCUCCUCAUCAGCUGCCCCUGGAGCAGAGACUCCAGUCACUGAAUCGGGCAGCACCAUCAGCUCAGGACUAGAGGGGGAGAAAGAGGGGAAGAAAACCAAGCAACACUUGUUCUGUCCCAUUUGCAAGGUGACUGUCAACUCCACCUCCCAGUUGGAAGCUCAUAACUCCGGAGCAAAGCACAAGUCAGUGCUGGAAGGCCAGGCGGUUUUGCCAAGACGAGGCCGGGGGAAGGUCAUCUCUCGAGUGGGGCACAAGCCCAAGCGCAUUGGCAGCAAAGGCAUCCAAAACAAGGCCUUCCAGUGCCAGGCAUGCGAGAUUUAUGUCAACUCCGAAACCCAGCUCAAGCAGCACAUGAGCAGCAGGCGACAUAAGGACAGGUUGGCAGGAAAGCCCCCAAAGCCCAAAUUCAGCCCUUACAGCAAACUCCAGAAGAAUGCGGCCCUGGCAGUGAGUAUUCUGAAGUCCAAGCUGGCUCUGCAGAAGCAACUCUCAAAGUCCCUGGCUGCACGGUUCCUGCCCAGCCCCUUCGGCCCAGCCACCGUGUGUGCUCUGCCCAGCCCGCUGACACUGCGACCAGCUGCUGCUGCCCUCUUCCAAGCUCCUCUCUUUGGACCAGCGUUGUUCCGGACCCCGCCAGGCCCUGUGCGAGCAACUACAGGCCCAAUUGUCUUCGCCCCUUACUAAAGAACCUCAGCACCCUUUUUGGUUCAGCCAGAUUCUCUGGCACACGGGGAAGUCGAGGGGAACUGGUGCAGGGGAAAUUGAGGGAGAUGGCAGGUCAGGGCUCUUUUUCUGGCCAAAGGCAAGUUGGAAACCUCCUUGGAUUUCUAGCAGCAUCUGUUUUGCUACCUGCGUCGUCAACCGGAUGAUACUUUGGAGUAAGAGAUUAAGCUUCUGCCCAAGUAUUCCGCCCUGAUAAAGUCUGACAAUCCCAUAAUGCACCAAGGUUUCUGGCAGCGGCCAGCAAUACGCAAGCACAAUUAUACUUAUACCAGUGAGGGGGGAGGGGCUGGGGGAAUGUUCCAGAAAUUAGGGUAAUUAGAAGUCUGGACAGCUGGAAGUGCCAUUUUCUACAGGGUUGCCAUGAUCCAUGAAUCAUAUGUGAGUUUGUUGACUAGAUAGUGGACGUUCUCUUCUCUGGCUUGUAUUUCGGGAUUCAGUGUUCUCCUUAGGAAGAGAAGGUGCCGAGAUAUAUCCCUGUACUAGCCCAGAAACUGAGCUGGUUUUUCCAGAGGAGGGGGAGGAAUUACCACUGAGGCAGUACUCAGGGGGAACCUCUCUAGUUCCAAUAAAAUUAUUUCCACAGAAAAGCAGUAUAAAUUUGCACCCUGUCCUCUCAAGCCUUAAUGCCUGAACCCAAAAUGAAAGCCCACUGGCAAAAAUCUGAAACUUUUUAGUUUUCUAAAUGACCAAAUGAGUUUCAGUUGAGAAACUGUGAAUCCCAGAUCCUUCCGUCUCCUCUGGGUAAGGGGUGCAUGUCUGCCUGCCCAUGUGAAAGGAUAUUGCAUGGAUUAUGAGGGGGAGAUGAAGGGAAAGCCAAUUUGUUGGCUUUUUCCAAUUGUUUUAAACUUCUUUUAAUCUCCAGUCUUGGAAAGCGGAUGGAGUUUGGCUCCAAAGAGGAUCCCCAUUCCUAAGGCUUAGAUGAGUCUGUUUACACUUCACACGGUGUUUGAACUUGCCAUGAAUACCACCCUGUUUGCUAUGGUAGAGUGUGAAGAGGAGGAUGGGCUUGGGGCUGCCACAACUUCUUUAAAGUUUGAAAAUACAAGGUCUUUUUUUUUAAGGUUGCCAGUCCUGGGUUGGGAAAUUCCUUGAAAUGUGUGAGCAAAGCACAGAGGGUGGGACUUGGGGAGGGGAAGAACGUGUAAAAAAUGGUAAAUGUUGUGAUGCGGCGUCACUGCAUGAGUUAGUGAUGGCCCGGUGCUUGUACAGGGGACUACCUUUACCUUAACUGGGCACUUCCACUGGAGUGGAAGAUGGAAGCACCAACUGGGCUGUUUGCCACUGAAAUGGGGCUUAUUGGACCCCCCCCCCCCUUUGAAUGUUUAUUAGGGUCACUUGAGUACACAGAGCUUCAUUCUCCGUAGCCAAAACCAGCUGUGACUUGAUGGCACUUUUCACCACCCAACGAUAACCAAGUGGUAACUGAUGAUAUAUUAGAGAAGGAGACGGUGACCAUACCUUUGACUCUGUACUUCUGAUAUGGCUUGGCCCUGAACUAUUUUAAUGCCCCAGCCAACCCCUAGUGAGGACUGGCCCUUGGGAUGCAUGUGACAUCUCGGUAAGCUGGUUGUCCGCACUCUGCUGCCAACUUGGAAGAAGACUGUUACGGCACUUCCACGCUUGAUCAAAAGUCCCAGGAAUUAGGAGAGGGAACAGGGAGGUUUUCCUUGCCGUUUGAUAGAACAGUGCAGGCGACAGGCUUGCCAAGUGAUUUCAUGCACAUCGUGCUGAGGUGCUACUUGAUUGAUAACCUGUGCUUCCCCUAUGAAAUGUCACAGCAAAAGGAAAUUCUUACUCUGGCUGAUUUUCCCUCAGAGAACCCAGCCCUGCACUGCGAACAGCCCUUCUGCUCCAAGGGGAGAUUUGCAUUUUCUGGGCUUCUUCAUAGUACCUAGUUUCAGGUGGGCAGCUGUAUUGGUCUGCAGAGCUAGAUUUGAGUCCAGUAGCACCUUAAAGAUCAAAAGAUUGGUCUGAUGAAAGAAACUUUGACUCUCAAAAGCUUAUACCUUGUUUAGUACUUGUUUCACUUGCACACUUGUUGCACACUAGUUUCACACACACACACACACAUGCACAAGCUUCCUCUGUUUCAAGGGUCAUGAUCCACAGGCAGCCUCUAUAGACCUGGCAUUGCAGCAGAGCCAUAGCAAGGGGGAACUGUGCCCGGGGCAAGCGUGUGCCCUACGCUUCUGCCACACACACCCCCGCCCCCGCCACGUCUCAGAAUGCCCCUGAAUGCCCCCGAAACACCCCUGUCCCAGCACAUGCCCGGUGUGUCAUGCCCCACCCUUCCCCCUUGGCACUACGCCACUGCAUUGCGGACUCUCACAAGAACAUGGCAAGAGCCCUCUUGAGCCAUCCAGUCCAGCAUCCUGUCUCACACAGUGGCCCACCAGUCCCUCUGGAAUGCCAACAAAAGGGCAUAGGGGCCCAUCCUAAGAACAUCAGAAGAGUCUUGCGGGCGCACACCAGUGGUCCAUCCAGCCCAGCGACCUGUUCUCACACAGUGGUGAGCCAACAAUAAUGCACAGAGGCCUUCCCCUGAUGUCACCUCCUGACACUGUUAAUCAGAGAUUUACUGGCUCUGAAUGUGGAUGUUUUCUUUAGUCACCCUCUGCUUCAAUGUCUUUUGUUGCUUUAAGCAAAGUCUACCCAUCACUGUGAGCAAGCCUUAAGGCUGACAAGCUCUGUGUGGGGCCAGGAGAUCUCCUGGAAUUACAGCUGGUCUCCAGACUACUGAGAACAGUUCUCCUGGAGAAAAUGGCUGCUUUGGAAGGUGGACACUGUGGCGUUGUACCCGACUGAGGUCCCUCCCCAAAUCCCACCCUUCCUUCUCUGUCUGCCACCACCACCCAGUUCUUUGCCAUUGCUCUGAUUGGCAGCAGCAUCCAAGAUGUCAAGCAGAUGUCUUUCCUAACCCCCUCACUUGAGCUCCUGUCUCUGGAGAUAGCAAAGGCUGAAGCUAAGAACCUGAAUACCCAGCACUGUGUCACCUAAGCUCCUGUCUCAGUCCCCAAGCAAGUUUCCAUCCUGAGUAUUGAUCAAGCUGAGCGUUCUUCUGGAAAGUGCUUUAGGUGCCAUAAAUCCUCAAGACCAAACACUGGGGCAAAUAGGGGCAGUUGACUUUGGCCUUCAUGUUCUCUCCCUGAGGUUCAUAGAAAUAUUGGGCCUGGUCUCUGGUGAGAACACAAUGUUUUCUGGAGGAAUCCAAUGACAUGUGUCAUGCAGUGCCAACAUAAUUUUUUGUUGCAUCCGUGAUGGUAUUUUUAUUUUCUACGUGUCACAAGUACAGAAUCAUUACUGAGCAGCCCCUGUGCUCAUGCCUGAAUCCAGCAGCUAGAGUCAGACUGGCAAGGUCGCCGGCCAUGAUGGAGGGAUGAGCCGUUCCAAUCUAUGCAAAAUACUAGUGGAGUGGUUUUGUCCUUCUUUGCUUCCAUGCCUGUUUCUGAUUCCCAUGGCUGUGACUGCUUGUCCAAGGAAUGGGGUUCAAGGCUGAAAGAUGUAUAUAUAAGGCAAUCGUCUCCUUGCCACAGAUAUGAGAAACUUAUUCCCAAACAUCUGUCUCCUUUUAUUAUGCACAGUAUCAGAGAGUUUAAGUGUGUCAAAUUCUUCCAGGCAUAAGAAAUUUUAAAUCUAUUUUGUCACCCUUCAGAUGACAUAGGUUGAUUCCCCAUUGAGGAUUAAAUGUGUGCUCGUCACACAAAAUAUCCAGGUUUCCAGCAGAACUCCCCACUUCACCAGCGCCGAACACGCUUUCAUCCCGUUUCUGGCGCU
Messenger RNA from Sphaerodactylus townsendi, 5481 nucleotides. RefSeq names its product zinc finger protein 385C (gene ZNF385C). Bases 334 to 1668 code for a protein of 444 amino acids. Gene Ontology annotation, cellular component: nucleus. Gene Ontology annotation, molecular function: zinc ion binding; nucleic acid binding. The record is from RefSeq and is a predicted model, not a curated record. The transcript has 8 exons. Lineage: Eukaryota; Metazoa; Chordata; Lepidosauria; Squamata; Sphaerodactylidae.